Acanthochromis polyacanthus (spiny chromis) is the source of this 2040-nucleotide messenger RNA. RefSeq names its product C-C motif chemokine 20-like. The record is from RefSeq and is a predicted model, not a curated record. Gene Ontology annotation, molecular function: chemokine activity; CCR chemokine receptor binding. Gene Ontology annotation, biological process: positive regulation of GTPase activity; cellular response to tumor necrosis factor; cellular response to interleukin-1. Bases 1301 to 1702 code for a protein of 133 amino acids. Gene Ontology annotation, cellular component: extracellular region. The transcript is spliced from 4 exons. Lineage: Eukaryota; Metazoa; Chordata; Actinopteri; Pomacentridae.
AUUGAGGGCUGCGGUCAGUAUAAUGUCACUGCUCAGCACAUUGUUUGAACAAAGCAACCCAGACAACCAUAAGUCAUCUCAAUGCACUUCACGCACUAAGUUCAAGAUCUAACAAAGCCCCGUUGCAGAGGGAAGCUCAAAACAAAUCCAGAGAUUUCCUUUGAGCAGCUUUUUGUCAACAGCGGGAAGGAAAAUCUGGCCUCCAGCAGAACCAGGCUCAGAGAGGGUGGGCAUCUGCUUUGGCUGGUUGGGGAGAGGGUAAAGGGGAGAGAGAAAUAUGAAGACUGAAUCCAUAUCUGUUACUCUGGAGGCUAAUAAGUUGCUGGCCUUUACACUCAUAAAGUUAAAAGGGCAAAAACCCCAUAGAUUUCUGCCUGUGGGAACAUUGCAGAAUUCAAGUUUUCUCCUCUACAGUAUAGAGGGAUACAAUUUACAACUACAAUUCAGAAUUUCUAGAUGCAAUCACACAGUGUAUGAGUAAAUGGAAACCCCACGGUGAAUCCAAAUUCAUAAAUUCAUUCAUGAAUGCUGCAGAGGCUUUUGUCAGUAUUUUACUGUGCUGGAGGUGCUGAUUUUUAUGAGUCAUUUACAGCUUCUACAUGUAGUUUUUGAUAUGUACAGUACGCAAGAGAGCAUUUACAACUUGAAGAUGUUGCGUUUAUCUAGGUCAGCUGAGCUAGAUUUGGAGUUGUCAGCUUUCUGCACACUAAAUAGGUCAUGCUAACAAGUGGGGGGUUUUGACAAGCCUCUCGUACUCCAUCAGUCUCACCACAAAACGAUCGAAAGAUUGCUGAUCCUCUAAAAACACCCUGCUUUAAGCUGUAAUGUCAAGUUAAAUAUCAUGUAGAGCAAAAAAAAAAAGGCCCGAUCUUAUGUAACAAUUUACAUUUAGAUGACAUAUGUACUGAGAGCUAAAUGUAAGUAAGCAUUGGAAUAUUGGAGAAAUCUAAAGGAAAAGAAGAACGUGUGAUGAUGAGAAUCUGCUGAGCUGUAGACGAAGAACUUCACAGCACAAUUAUUAACCCAGAAAAUAUAAAUAUAGAUGAGAGCCCAAGGAGAUUUUAUGAACCCAAUGCAUCAGUGCACCAGUUUCUUAGUCACCGGCCCACAUAAACACAUCUGGAUGUUGCAUAGUGGCAGAGUGGAAACUUAAUGCAAAAUCAAAGUGCAAAGUCUGCAUCUUCAGCUGCCAUGAUGCAAUAGUGGGCUUCCUGUCCUCAAUUUGGGAGCCACAGGUUUUAAACAAAACCAGGGGUGAAAAAUCAGAGACAUACAAAGAUUAGGUAUUCAGUAAGACAACAUGGCUCCCACAGCUAUCCUCCCCGUGACGGCCGUCCUCCUCUGCUUCAUGCUGGGCAUAUUCAGUCCAGCUCCGGCUGCCCUGGGUGCUCGUAGGCCAUCGUGUUGUACAAAAUACAGCAAGAAUCCGUUGGACGUCCAGGAGAUAAGGGGCUACAGAGAACAAAGUGACACAGGUGUCUGCCGCAUCAAGGCCAUCAUUUUCUUCACAGCGAGUAGGACUAAGGUUUGUGCAGAUCCAGAGGCUCCCUGGGUGAAGGAAGCUCUGAAGUUCCUCAGUUCCAAACUGAAGAAGAUGUCCAAAACUGGCCCAGCAGCAAGUGGAACUCCAAAGAGUGAAAGUGACUCUUUCUACAAUGAAACUGAGCCCUUCCUCAACGACACCGACAUCUUUGGUCUUUAAUUAGCCAAAACCAGGUUGUUGCAGGAAUGCCAAUUUGAUGGAAUGUUUGAGAAUAUUACCUCUGAACAAGAGAUAUUGCUUUUUACUUUUGCAGCUUUGACCAUAGAACUUCAUUAUCAAGACUUCAGGGCAGCCUGAGGAGAACAGCUUUUAGGAAACUCAUGUAGAGUAUUUGCUCCAUCGAUGACAGAACGUUUAUAAUGAGCAUCUCUGAUUUUAAAAUCUUGUUUUUCUAAUUACCCUGUUGUGUUUCCUGCUAUGACUCUGCUGCUUGAUGAAAUUAAUGUGCUGAAACAGAUAUUAUUGGGAUUCUAAUAAAUAAACGAAGUCCAACACUG